AUGCAAACACCCCGCGCGGAAGCUUCCACCAGGAGUGGCGGGGAGGGCGCAAACGCGGCGAGACCGCGGGUUAAUGGUUCCAGUGGUGCGGCGGCGGCCGCAGACAGUGGCGGCGGCGGCGGGGGGGGCGGCUCGAGCGAGUGGACUGGCUCCGUGUGGAGCGCGCAGGAAAUCGCUGACGUGGCAGGGGGCACGGUCAUCAGGGACUGCCCGCCGGGGCGCGUCUGCACUGACACGCGCCAACUGGCGCCCGGCGAUUGGUUCCUGGCUCUAAGAGGGCCGCGAUUCGACGGUGCGGAUUUCCUGGAAGAGGCGGCGCGGAGGGGGUGCGGGGGGGCGGUUGUUAUGGGGGACGGAUGGGGGGAAAAUGGGGAAGCGGGGAGUGGGGGGAAUGCGCCGGAGGGGGGCGGCGGAAGGGAGACAGGGAAUGGGGAAGAGGGGGGAUGCGCGAAAGAGGGGUUAAGAGGGAAGGAUGCAAGGAAGGAAGGUAUGGCGAGGGGUGAAGAGGGGUUAAGAGGUGAAAACGGAGCAGGGGAAUCAAACGUGCCUCCCAACCUGCUGCCAGAGGGAUGGCAGGGCGGGUUGGUGGUGGUGCCAGACACGCUCGGCACGCUGCAAGGCUUGGCGAGGGAGGCUCGGCGGAGGUUCGGCGGCGUGGUGGUGGGGGUGACAGGCAGCGUGGGGAAGACUACGGCGCGGGCCUUAACUGCCCUCGCGCUCUCGCCCCUGGGGGCUGUGCACCAGACCCAGGGCAAUCUGAACAACCACAUUGGAGUGCCGCUCACUCUCUUAGCCCUCCCCCAGGCAUCAGCAGCGUGUGUGGUGGAGAUGGGAAUGAGUGCGCGGGGUGAAAUCGCCCUCCUCUCUUCCAUCGCCGCUCCCUCCAUCCGACUGCUUCUCAAUGUCGGCCCCGCUCACAUCGGGGACCCUUCACUCGGGUCUUUGGAGGCCAUAGCAGAGGCCAAAGGGGAGAUGCUGGCGGAUGCGAGGGAGGGAGAUAUAUGCGUGGUGAAUGGCGACGAUGCGCGAGUCAUGGGGCUGCCAAUGGGGAGAGGAGUGAGACGGAUCACCUUUGGCCUCUCCGCCACCAGUGACGUGCAGCUGCUGUGGGCAUGGGCUGUGGAUGGUGGCAUGGCAGUUGAAGCAUUGCAACCUGGCACGCACAGGAGGAGGAGGCGCAGUCGCACUACUGGCAAAGGCCUAAUUCCUCCCUCCCAUCCCCUUCCACCCACCCGCGUGUCCCCGCAGAUCACAUUUGGUCGCUCACCCGGCUGCGACGUGCAGCUGCUGUGGGCGCGCGCUGUGGAUGGCGGCAUGGCGGUUGAAGCUUGCAUUCACAACAACCUGGCACGCACAGGAGGAACAGCAGCAGAAGGACGCGGAGGGGGAAGAGGGGUGGAAUGGCAGAGCAGCAAGGAGGAGAGCACGGAUCCAAGCAGCAGUGCACUGAGUGCCGGAGCCGGGGCCGUGCGUUUGAAUUCCGAUGGAGACAUUGAGAACACGAGGGAUGUGCAUGGGAAGGAGAGCAAUGCAGACGACAAAACGGUGUGUGUGCGGAUCAACAGCCCCGGGUUGCAUCUGGCUGACAACGCCCUUGCAGCCGCAGCCGUGGCCGUGGCGGCAGGCGUGCCUCUGCCAAUGGCAGCGCGACACAUGGCGCUGUACGAGCCCAUCGGGAUGAGGAUGCGGGUCGAGCGGAUUCGGAGGAGAGGAGCGGCGGGAGAGGAGGGCAAGAGGAGCGAAGGGAAGGGAGAGGGACACGAGGGAAUCGGUGUGACUGUACUGAAUGAUGCUUAUAACGCCAGUCCAAUCAGUGUUGCGUCGGCUCUUCACCUUCUGCAUCAGCUCUCGCUGGAAUCAACUGCCCCCUCUGCCUCCUCCGCCGCCUCCUCUCCACCAGUCUCAGGCCGCCACGUGGCGGUGCUGGGCGACAUGCUGGAGCUGGGCAGCCAAUCAGAGAGUGCACAUGUGGACGCUCUCUCCCUCUGCCUCUCCCUCUCAGGAAUCUCUCUCGUCCUGGCGGCUGGCGCGGCCUUCAAGUCCGCUCUGGGGAAAGUGGUGCAAAGGAGAGUGAGGGGAGGCGCAGAGGAAGGAAUGGAGAGGGGUGAGGAUGGGAGCUGCAGUAAUGAAGAUGAUAGAGACAGUGGGGAGUGGAAAAUCGGCCGUCUGCACUGUUUUCUGGAAGGUGGUGGGGAGAGGCGCUUGGAGGUGCAUGCGUUUGAUUCGGCACAAGACCUUGCAGAGGCUAUAGCGUUAUCUGCAUGCAUUGCAGAGUCUCUAUUUGAAGCGCCUAAAGAAGCGGUGGAUAUGGGGUUGAUACAGUUGGGAGAUGUGAUUGACCUGACCUGCAUCUAUAACCGUCAUCCAUCAGAUCUCUCUCCCACAAUGUCGCUCGCCGCACUGUCGUCCAAUGGCGUUUCGUUCGGACGGAUGGCAUCCGAGGCGGGUAGAAUCUCUACAACCGUCGUAUCUGAAGCCAAAUCAGUUAACCUUCUUGCUCCCCAGCGCCCCUCCCUUUCCUCCAAGCCCCUCUCCGCCGCUUCCCCGCAUCAACGCCUCCCUCAAAGGCCCGCGCGGCCAGUAGCGGCGGUCGCGGCGGAAACCGCCUCCGCGGAAGACGACUCCGCGGACGUUCCCCCGCCGGGGUGUUCGCGGAUCAAAAUCGAGCUCGCGCGCCCGCUGGGGCUGGUCCUGGAGGAGCGCGCGGGGGGGAUUUUCGUGGCGGAAGUCGCGCGCGGGGGAAACGCGGAGGCGACGGGGCUUGUAGACGCUGGCGACCAGCUGAUUGCGACGAGUGCGAUCGUGUUCGACGACAGCGACUCGUACGGCGGGGUCGUCGUGAAGAAGGGCAUGCGGAUCGUACGGUUCAACGUUCGCGGCGAGAAGUUUGACACGGUUAUGGCUGCAAUCGGGACACAUCCGUCGUAUCUCAAGGUUGCUAUAGAACUGCAGAAGUGCAAGCCGCUCUCCAGGGACCCCACCACCUCGUAG
This is a messenger RNA of Closterium sp. NIES-65, 2991 nucleotides long. NCBI's taxonomy places the organism in Eukaryota, Viridiplantae, Streptophyta, Zygnematophyceae, Desmidiales, Closteriaceae. The record is from the annotation of a GenBank genome assembly.